CCAUUUGGAGACUUUGACACAAAUCUGCACUUGACUCCUCCAUUUGCGUCUGUGAAUGUAUACAACUCUCAGGCGCGUGCGUACCAGCAAUGUGAUGCGAUUGAGCCGAACAUCUUCUGCUCCACAGCUCAUUCCUCAAUGUAGACGAUAUCAAAGUCACGCGCUCUGGACUUCUCCUUCUCCAACUCAGCAGCGGUCAAUUCCUCGCAAUGCCUUACUCGUAUCCGUCAGACAUCUUCAUCUAGCCUCAUGGAAGAGUUUCUUUCGGCCGAAAGUUCAGGAGUCGUCUGGAAUGUCUGACACUCAGGAGGAAAUAGCCAAAGCUGCUAUCCUUGAGAAAGUCAUGAAAGGCAGGCAACUUACAGAUCUCAUGUUACGCUGCACUAUUUUGGAUCAUGCGGGCAAUAUCAAGAGCAUAUCAGGUCAAUUUAAACGGUCUGACUUGUGCAACGAACAUCGCUUAAACGUAAGAAAGAUUAUGUUUGCAGUCCAGGAUUUGGGCUGGACCCUUACUAAAACUUUAAUGAAGCCUCGUGAUUUACGGAAGAUUGAUUCACGAAUACCCAACCUUGUUCCUACAAUUCUUAUUCGCAAAGGAGCUGUUCUAAUUAACAUACUUCACAUACGGGCGUUAGUCAAGGCCGAUACUGUGGUUUUGUUUGACUCUUAUGGGUCCAAUGAUUCCCGUCUUCACUCUGUGUUCCUGUACCAUCUCGAGGUCUUUUUUCCAUCAAACAUUUUACGUGUAUCGACUGACCCCAUUCAGCAUAACCUUAAGGCCCGGGGUAGCGGCGCACCUUACGAAUUCAGAGCGAUCGAGUCAAUCCUUCUCUCGGUUCUCAGCGCGCUAGAAGCCGAGAUGGUAUUCAUCCGUAACCUCGUAGGUGGUCUCUUGGCGGAGCUCGAGGACGAUAUCAAUCAUGACAAAUUCAAACGCCUGCUGCACUACUCAAGACGUUUGGUAGCGUUCAAAAAUCGCGCUAAGCUCGUCCAAGAGGCUCUGGAAGAAGUACUCGAACAAGAUGAUGAUUUGGAUGCUAUGUAUCUCACUGACAAGAAAAAUGGUGUUCUGCGCAACAUGCAUGAACACGAAGAACUUGAGGUACUUCUUGAGUUUUUCUCCAAACAAGUAGAAGAAAUUGCCAAUGAAGCUGAAAACAUCGAGGCCAACGUCCAAUCUACUCAGGAGAUUGUAGAGCUCAUCUUAGACUCUAACCGGAACGCACUACUUGCAUUGGACCUUAAAGUAUCUAUCGGAACGAUGGGAAUUGGUACGGGAGCCCUGAUCGCAGGUUUAUUCGGCAUGAACUUGAAAAGUCACAUGGAGGAGAUGCCCUAUGCCUUCAUGGCGAUGUCCACUCUCUCGUCGGCUGUUGCACUUUUCGUAGCAUGGGCUGGCCUAAGAAGACUCGCUCAGAUACGAAAAGUCGGACUCUCUAAUCCCAAACGAGUACAAGAUUUGGAAGCGCGUCCACGAAUACCACUACCCUUGCGCCGGCGAAGUUCAAACGGAUGGUCAUGAUGAUCAACGAAACACAUGGAAUGUUAUCGCUGCCUUACGCCCAACUUUACUAUAGACGCAUCAGCCUUAGCCGUUUGUGAUGCCCGCAUCUAAAGGAUCAGGCUGGAUAUUAAUCGAUCUACAUCACGUCGCCCAUCUCCGCACCUGCAUGUUCGCGCCACAUAUCUUAGACGACGUCAUAUGUCUAUGUCUUAUGAUUAGAUUAUAGAACCAAAGGAAAUUUCAGGGUACCAAUCCUCUCGCUAAGUGGGUCCGAUGCCUCGAUGCAAGCCAUUCCGCGAGGUCUAUAUGAAACCCUGCUGAUAGCGACAACCUGCUCUGCACGCGUCGAGGAUAGCAAAAUGCCCUCACCCC
Messenger RNA from Suillus plorans, 1876 nucleotides. RefSeq lists its product as uncharacterized. Gene Ontology annotation, molecular function: magnesium ion transmembrane transporter activity. Bases 56 to 1522 code for a protein of 488 amino acids. Gene Ontology annotation, cellular component: mitochondrial inner membrane. Lineage: Eukaryota; Fungi; Basidiomycota; Agaricomycetes; Boletales; Suillaceae. The transcript is spliced from 12 exons. The record is from RefSeq and is a predicted model, not a curated record. Gene Ontology annotation, biological process: mitochondrial magnesium ion transmembrane transport.